Messenger RNA from Oryzias latipes (Japanese medaka), 1553 nucleotides. RefSeq names its product transmembrane protein 138-like. Gene Ontology annotation, cellular component: cilium. NCBI's taxonomy places the organism in Eukaryota, Metazoa, Chordata, Actinopteri, Beloniformes, Adrianichthyidae. The record is from RefSeq and is a predicted model, not a curated record.
AUGGUACCAAGCACACAAUUGGAACAGUUGAAGCCACUCCUUCCAGAGACUUGAUCAAAAUGUUUUCUUUUUCAGGUAAUUUGAAUUAUAUGAUUUUUCUUUAGACAAGGCAGUAUUGCUGGUUUGGUUGUGUUUUCCCUUGUGAAUGUGUGAUGAUACAGAGUGGCCACUAGAUGACAAUAGAUUCUGUGCUCCUCAACUGGGUUUAUCUUUCCCAGGAGCAUUACCGUAAUCUGGAUUGGUGAUUAGACUGAGAAAGCCACAGGCAUCGAGUAAGAAAGCAAGUGUUUAAGGCACAACUAAUUCGAAAUUUUCUCUUACCAUUAGGCAAAACGUGAACAUAAAGAAUUAGGCAGGAUUGAAACCCUGCAGUCCUCAGCAGUUCUAAACAAACACAGCCAGAGCUUCAUGGGUAUGAUCACAAAUCUCUUGCCUGUCUAUUAGAAGGGUGAGAAGAUAAGAGCGGUUAGAGGGACGACAGCUGUCAGUCUGCUGCACAAUAUGCUUGCUGCCUAUGGAUAACUGUGAAGGACACCCUUUCUUCUGCUUUGGAAAGUUAUCUUCACAGGAUUUCAGCUGUAUUCUGUCCAAAAGCAGUUCCUCCAGUUUUGAUAUGAAAGUCCUAGAAAACCUGUCCUGGUGGAUCUGUGCCACAGUCUGCUGUUGAUUCUGAUCAUGAGGGAGCAACAAAAACCAUCAGUGAUAUGUUAAUACCACGGACGUUUUGGAAGCUCAAUACUGUUUUUUUUUCUCCCUUUGGGGGACGCCGGUCUCCCUUGAGUGAGCAGGAUUCAUGUGAGGUACAGGAAAUGCACUAGCCUCAUACUGGCCUGCUCCAAACUCUGAAAAAGAUCUGAAUGCUCCAAUAAGACUGACAGUGUUGAGCCUGUGCUGCACAGGCGGAUGUUUCUGUGUUGUGAGCGGCAAAGAAAAGCGCAGCCUUGGAUCCGCAGUGGAACCACAGUCCGCCCGGGUACCCAGCCUUUGGGCCGGAGAUGCUCCAAACCAGCAAUUACUCCCUGGUUUUAUUCAUUCAGCUUAGCCUGCUCUCAUUUGACCUUUUCGUCAACUCCUUCAGCGAACUUCUGAGGAACGAGCCGGCAGUCCAGUUGGUGCUUUUCAUCAUCCAAGACAUUUCCAUCUUGUUCAACAUGAUCAUCGUCCUGUUGAUGCUCUUCAACACUUACGUGUUCCAGGUUGGCUUGGUCGCCAUUCUACUGGAACGCUUCAGAGCCCUUAUACUGCUCUCUGCCCUUUACCUGACCUUCAGCAUCAUACUCCAUUCUUGGCUUAUGAACCUGCGCUGGCUCAACAUGAACGUAUUUAUUUGGACGGAUGGUCUUCAGGUUCUGUUUGUGCUGCAAAGAUCUGCCUCUGUGUUGUACUUCUACCUGUACAAGAGAACCUCUGAGUAUCUGGGUGAUCCUCGCCUCUAUGAAGAUUCCCUGUGGCUCCGAGACGCCUUUGCCCGGAUCAGGCAGUGAACUUUUUGCAGAAAUUCUUUUUUUUUCAUGGGUUGAAACCGUUUAAAAAAUGACUAGGUCCAUUUUUUU